AUGAACACAGAUCCACGCCGGGACCAGACACAACAGCAGGACCGUGCCCGUGGCCGCUUCCGCAGGGCAGCACAGGCCUUUCUGAAAUUCGUGGGCAUUCGACGUAAAAGGACCACAACCAGACUAACUAAGGCCACAGCACAGACUGACCUCAGGCUGACUGAGCUGGAGAUGAAGCCUGAUGUCAGCACCGCGCUGACUGAUGGCACAGGAAACUGUGACACCCCACCGAUUGUUCACACAGCAGAGUCUGACCCUGCUUUGACUGACGAUACAACAGACACGGACACCGCAUCGAUUGAUCGCGCAGCAAUCUGUGACGUCGCGUUGUCCGAAGAACCCACAAACUCUGACAUUUCCUUGCCUGAUCUCACUGUGGAGGCUGACACUGCAACAACUGAGGGCAUUGCAGACCCUGACCUCAUGCCCAGGGAGAGUGUGAAUUACGCUCCCACUCCAGAUCUUUUUGAGGAGAAUGGUGUCUCCAGUCCAAAGCAAGUGCCAGCCUUCGUGAGAAACAUGCACCAGAGGCUGACAGGCAACGGGAGUCCAGGAGAGGAGCUGCUCACGGCAGUUCUGAGGGUGACCAAGGCAUACCCUGCUGAUGUUGUGGUCACCCUCCUGCGCUGUGCCCCAUCCUGUGACAGAGCUGCUGCCAGCAUGUGGAGGACCAUCGCCUCAUCGGGAAUGGCACUGAAGAAGGUGCUGCCAGAGUUGCUCUGUGUGAUGGAGGACUGGCCAUUGCACAGCACGUCCACCUCCGACGGGGACAACACGCCUGUCUUUGCUCUGGCUGCAACCAUCGUGGUUUGGGAGAUUCUCCAGAUGUCCCAGUGCCCAGAGCAAUUGCAAAACUAUUCCCCCCUUCUCCUCGUGGAUCUGCUCUUCCAAGUUUUCACCAGCAAAGAGCAGAUGCCAGAGGAGGUUGACACAUUCUGGAAGGGAUACUGGGAGCAACAUGGCCUUCCCACAGACUUCAAGAGAUUUGCAGUGCUGACCAUAAAGGCCCUGCUUUGCCAUCUUGAGUGUGAAGACGUAGUGGUUUCAAUGGAACGGAAGCGUGGCUGGGACACGCUCAUCAAUGCUGACUCCCACCACUACGCAGUGGGUCUGCUGGCCAGGGAGAUGCGCCGUGCCUCGAGCCCUUUGUAUUCCUGGAUUGCCCCCUGCCUGCUGGAGCUGCUGAGCAGGGAGAAGCCCCGCUGGGAGCUUCCCGCCAUGGCCUUCCUUGUGGAGGUCCUCGACUGCCUCGACAUGACCGAAUGGAGUGACAGCUUCCUGGAGAUCCUUGCAAGGCAACUGAGGAGUGAGUGCCCAGAGAUGCGUCGCCUGGCACUCAGAGGCCUCGUGGUGCUCAGCAAGGAUCCUGUGAUGGCUGAUGGUGUGCGGACCCUGACACAAAGCCUGAUGGACAUUCUGUGGGAUGAAGACAGUGAGCUGAUUGGGAUGGCUCUAUCUAUAAUCAUCAAUGAAGUUCAGAACAGAGCCAUCCUAAUCUCCACCCCCACUGCCCUGCAGCUGGCUGAGGUGCUGCAGCCACUCUUUGGCUACGACAACAUCUGCGUGCAACUGCUCUCCAUUCACCUCUUCCGAAAGGUGAUGGAGCUGGGAGUGGACGAGGGAAAACAACACCUGAAGACACACGUGAUCCAGAGCCUGCUGCCACUCUUCUUCUGCUGGCAUGAUGAGAACCAGCAUGUGGCAGAAGCCUCUUGGAAAGCGCUUCUUCGUGCAGCCUGGUUGCUGAAGAGGAGGGAUCUUGCAGAGCUGCUGGAGACAGAGCAGCCGUGGAGGUUUAGUGAGUGCCUGCUGGAAAAGGACAAGAGCCGAGUGGCCGAGUACCUCUGCCAGGCCCUGCCAUAUCUGGAGAGCCCACAGGAGCCCGUGCGAGAGGCAGCCCUCAGGUUCAUAGGGAUCGCUGGGAGGUACCUGAGGGGACAGCAGGCUGAGCUGCAGAUCAUCAUUGGUGUUAUUGAAGGCAUAACUCAUGACAGUGCUGCCAUGGAAUGCCUGGCAGAUCAGACACAGAAAAUCCUAAUGACUGUCCAGAGACCUCAGGCUUCUGCACAUUCCAGCAGUUGGAAGAUCAUCUCCAGAGUGUGCAAAAUAGGGAGGCUCCUCUGUGGGGCAGCUGUUGGAUGUCUGCGGAGAACUGAUCCCGGGAACCCUGCCUGAUGGAACUACCUCAUCCUGUGGGAAAGACCCCUCUUAUCCUCUUACCCCAGCAC
Molecule: messenger RNA, 2228 nt
Organism: Myiozetetes cayanensis
Lineage: Eukaryota; Metazoa; Chordata; Aves; Passeriformes; Tyrannidae
Product: maestro heat-like repeat-containing protein family member 6
Cellular component (GO): cytoplasm
Source: RefSeq, a predicted model, not a curated record